Molecule: messenger RNA, 2835 nt
Organism: Rubroshorea leprosula
Lineage: Eukaryota; Viridiplantae; Streptophyta; Magnoliopsida; Malvales; Dipterocarpaceae
Source: the annotation of a GenBank genome assembly
UCUCGUGCCAUGUGUGACAAAAAGACCAGGCAUAUCGUGGAGCUCAAGCUACGGAAUCCACAACCAGGUGUUGUUAAAGAUGAUGGGACAACUUACAAUCUUGGGGGUGAGUUAAAUCCUUCAUUGCUCAAUCUGAAGCAUUUACACCACUUAGAUUUGAGCUUGAACAAUUUUGGAGGACAAACAAUACCUGAAUUCUUUGGUUCACUAGAGAAGUUACGGUACCUUAAUCUCUCUGGUGCUGCGUUUGGAGGGUAUGUCCCUCCAAAUCUAGGUAAUCUUUCAAACUUGCAUUAUCUUGAUCUUAACACAAAUUUUUAUGCAUCACAAGAAGGUGACUUGAAAUGGAUCACCAAUCUUUCCUCUCUGCAAUACCUUAAUUUGGGAGGUGUGAACCUCAGCAGUACUUCAGACAAUUGGCUACAAAUCAUUGGCACGAUGCCUUGCCUUUCUGAGCUGCAUCUCCCUUCUUGUGGACUCUCCGUACUGCACCAAACCCCCUCUUCUGUUAAUUUUUCUUCACUCCGGGUUCUUGAUCUCUCCAAUAAUGGCUUCAACUCCUCACUACCUAAUUGGUUGUUUGAGCUCCAAAAGCUUGAAUACCUUGAUCUCAACUCUAACAAUCUUGGAGGCAAUUUCCCAGCAGAAUUUUCUAACAUGACUUCCCUCCAGAUGCUUGAUUUGUCCGAGAAUUCAUUUAUUCCAGGUCAGAUACCAAUAUCUUUAGGGUAUCUUUGCAAUCUAAAAACGUUGGUCUUGUCUAAUAACAGCCUCAUUGGUGAGGUAACCGAGUUCUUUGAUGUUCUGUCUAUGUGCAACAACAGUAGCUUAGAGACACUAGAUUUGGCGCGAAACCAACUAGGCGGUUUCCUUCCCAGCUCACUUGGACACUUCAAAAAACUGAAGCAUCUUCAACUAUGGGAGAAUUCCUUUGUGGGUUCAAUUCCGGAUUCAAUUGGGAACCUGUCAUCAUUGGUGGAAUUCUACCUGACUGACAACAGGAUGAACGGAACUAUACCGGAGAGUCUAGGAAAAUUAUCAGAACUAGUUGCACUGGAUAUCUCAGAAAAUUCAUGGACCGGUGUUGUUUCAGAAGCUCAUUUCUUCAAUCUCACCAGCUUGAAAGAUAUGGUAAUUGCCAAGUUCUCCUUGUCUCCAGACCUCACCCUGUUCUUCAAUGUGAGUCCUGGUUGGAUUCCCCCUUUCAAGCUUGAAUUCCUCAAGCUGAGAUCAUGCCAGGUUGGCCCCAAAUUUCCCGGAUGGCUCAGAAACCAAGAUCAGCUAAGUACUGUUGUUCUUCGGAACACAAAAAUUUCAGAUACAAUACCUGAAUGGUUCUUGGAAUUGGGUUUGUCCCUGGAUGAACUUGAUCUUGGUUAUAACCAAUUAAGUGGGAGAAUUCCAAACUCACUGAAGUUUCGUCCUCUAUCAAAAGUUCUCCUCCACCGGAAUUGCUUUCAGGCUCCUCUGCCGCUGUGGUCUGCAAAUGUAAGUGAACUGUACUUGAACAACAACUUAUUUUUUGGCCCCAUCCCUACGGACAUUGGUGAAAAGAUGUCACUGUUGAUGGUCAUAGAUAUCUCCAACAACUCUCUGACUGGAGCUAUCCCUUCCUCCAUCGGUAAUCUGACUACUUUGCUAUCUCUCAUCGUCUCCAACAAUUAUCUCUCUGGUAGAACUCCAGAAGUCUGGGAUAAUCUUCCAUUUCUGUUAUAUCUGGACAUGUCAAACAACUGUUUAUCUGGAAAGAUACCAAGCUCCAUUGGCUCUCUGAGUUACCUCAGAUUCUUGAUGCUGAGCGACAAUCGUCUUUCUGGGAAAAUUCCUACAGCUUUGCAAAACUGCUCGAACAUGGGCACCCUUGAUUUUGGAAACAAUGAACUGACAGGAAAAAUACCUGAGUGGUUUGGAGAAAGGAUUCCAACUCUUCUGAUACUGCGCCUCCGAUCAAAUUUCUUUCAUGGAGAUAUUCCGGACGAAUUAUGCAACCUCUCCGGUCUUCACAUACUGGACCUGGCAGAAAAUAAUCUAUCGGGAUCAAUUCCACCAUGUGUAGGGAAUUUGAAGGGCAUGGCAAUGGAUCUUCAGUCUGUAAGAUAUGAAGGACAGUUGUGGGUGGCAACAAAAGGAACGGAAUACUUUUAUACUACCAGUGUACUCUACCUUGUGAACAGCAUUGAUCUCUCAAGCAACAGGCUAGGCGGGGAGGUACCGGAUCUGAGGAAUCUUUCGAGAUUAGUCACAUUGAACUUGUCCCGAAACCAUCUGACUGGGAAGAUCCCUGAGAGCAUCGGGAGCUUGCUGCGUUUGGAAAGCCUAGACCUGUCCAGGAAUCAACUUUCUGGCCUCAUCCCACCCAGCAUGGCUGCUUCCACAUUUCUGGCUCACUUGGACCUCUCAUACAAUAACCUCACCGGAGAAAUCCCAACUAGUAACCAGUUUCAAACCUUCAAUGAUCCGUCCAUUUAUGAGGGUAAUCCCGGCCUUUGUGGGGUCCCUCUACCAACCAAGUGCUCCGGGGACGAUGGUGAGGUACCUCCUUCUCCAACAGGAAGAAAACAAGAAACGGAAGGUGCAGAUAGGAAGGAACAGAUGGGGCUUUAUAUCAGCGCUGCUCUGGGUUUCAUUGUGGGGUUUUGGGGAGUUUGUGGAACACUAGUGAUAAAGAAUUCCUGGAGGCUUGCUUAUUUCCAAUUUGUCAACAACAUGAAAGAAAGGAUAAUUAUCCUUGUCUCGGUGGUGUUAGCUCGCUUAAGAGGAUUGAUAAACCCCCGAGGAUAAGAGGACAGAUCUCGUGUUGGAUUUUGUAACAUGAAAUAAUCUAAAAAUGGAAUG